This is a messenger RNA of Polistes dominula (European paper wasp), 2316 nucleotides long. RefSeq lists its product as uncharacterized. Lineage: Eukaryota; Metazoa; Arthropoda; Insecta; Hymenoptera; Vespidae. The record is from RefSeq and is a predicted model, not a curated record. Gene Ontology annotation, molecular function: protein binding.
UUUUUUAAACUUCUUCUUUUGUACAUUCAAAUUUGAUAGCAUAUGAGGCAUGAUUAAUUUCGACCAAUCAGGAGCAAGAUGAGAUUUAACGGACCAAUGAUAUACGUGAGAGAUUAGUUGCAAAAUGUCGCUUAUGGCGGAUACUCGAAAGCAGAUUCAAUAGAAGUUUCUUAUCAUAGUUGUGUCGAUGUUUUAAGGUUGUUCUAGUUAUUUUAAAUCGAUUGAAAGUACACAGUAAAUAUUCAACUCCGCAGUAAAAUUUUCAAUUCCGCAGUACUCAAUACAGUUGAUGCAACGGCGUUUUUGAAUUAGUUUGAAAAUAAACGUUGAAGGCUAAUAAUGGUUGGUGGGCGUCUCCGUGAAAGGCAGUAUCAGUUGGCAGCGGAGAAACGCAAUGAGGCGUAUCUGAGGCAUAAUUAUUACCAGCAGACAGCGAGAUAUUUUGAAAGAGAGAGCAGAAUAGCUAAGCAUUACGACUCUUGGAACGUGAAACUUGCCGAUCCUAAGGGUAAGCUUGAGACAGAAGCUAGAAAGAAAACAAAGAUCGAUCAACUCCUAGAAAGGAGAAACAAAUUGAGAAAACUUUUGAAGGAAGACGAAGAGAUCUAUCAAAGGGAAUUGAACGAAUUAAAUAGACAACAAAUCCAAUCAAAAGUCGAUCAUUUGUCAUUGGAAGAACUGAAAAAGAAAUUGAAAGAAAAACGCAUGGAACAGGAUCUUUAUUUGCCUAUUACAUGUCGAAGAUUGCGUUCAUAUUUUCUCGAUCCUAAACCAAUUUCAAGUAUUAUUUCGAAACUUAAUUAUAGUCAAAGUACUACUAGUAACAAUAGUAGUAGUAACAAUAGUAAUAAUAAUAAUAAUAAUAAUAAUAGUAACAAUAAUGAUUGUACGGAACGUGUAUAUUUAAAGGAUACGACUAAUUUACCUAAAACUAGCCAAGAAAUAACUCGUAGCAAUUCUUCUAUUUGUGUCAAGGGUGGUGGUAUGUCCAAUUGGAACCAUCAGAAGGAUCAAUGCGAUAAUAAAAUUGAAUUUAGAGCACGCAAUCAAAAGUAUUCGGCACGCUAUGCACGUAGAAGUUUGGAAAAUACAAAUGUCAGACCUGGCCAUGAUUUUUCCGAUUGUUUCUCGCAUCGUUUACAGGAACAACCAAUGAUGACGACGAGAACUACUACGACAACUACUACGAUGGAAAGGACAAUGCAGAACAGCAACGUGGUGGACGACAACAAUUCUAAGAGCGACGAUGUCGUUGACGAUGUUUCGACCGAUGUUACGACCGAUGUUACGACCGAUGUUACGACCGAAGUCAAUGAUCAACAGGAGUCUACGAUUAUUCCUGUUGAGGUUCUUUCUGAAAAGGAUUUAAGCUUAAACAGGACCGAUCAAGAAAAAACAGCUGGUAAUCUCCAACGCGAUAACAAAGGCAUAACAGAUCAUCACGAUUUUGAAAGAGAAAUGAAUUAUCCUUGGAGCAGAAUGGAUCCUCGCGAUAAAAAUCUGUCAGAAAAGAUGUAUCUCUUUUUGUCUUACAAAGAUCUUUUAUCGAAAAUUAAUGAUCUUUUGAAGAGAGAAAAUCAUGCUUGCGAAAGACAAAGAUGGGACGAUGCUAUUAGGCUAAGGGCUAUGAAAAAUGAAUUAGAGUUGAUUAGAGAGAAGCAAAUUUAUAACAUGAAGAGUCUUGUCAUGGAUGAAGACGUUAGGGAUAAGGCACUGAAAAAUAUCGAGAAGAGGGAAUUGGAACUUGCUUGUCGGGAAAACGCAUCCACCGAUACAUCUAUGUAUAGCGAUGGUGCAAAGGUACUUUGGGAGAAAUGGGUCAAAGAGGAUGACAAAUUUAUCAUUAAGGAUGCCUCAGCUCAAAGAGAAAUUUUGAUAAAACAACUGGAAGAGGAAUUUGAAAAUUUAGCUAUUGAAGACAAGGAACGAAUCGUUAAGAGUUAUCGAAAUGUUAAUACCGAUUCACAUGUGAAAAGUCGACGUCAUUUUAAUGCAGAUACGUUUGAAAUCCAAUCGGCAUCUAAUUCGUCCGAUAUGAAAUUCUAAAAAUCUUUGCUUUCAUAUAUUAUUAGUUUAGGCAUUUGUUGUCUCAUUUUGCUGUCUCAAUAUUAAUUAAUGGAAAAUAUAAUCUAAUUAAUUGCAAAUUAACCGAUCCAAGAAAGUUUAUAGUUCGAAUCUGAACGACGUCUUUGGAACUAACUAUGUAUUUUAUUGUCGUCUUUUAAUGUUUUUGUGUUUACAUAUUAUUUUUUCAUUGUAAGUUUAAAUUAUGAUCUCCCGUAAAUUUGGUUGGUAUGUGCCAAUUUGAUUUCGAUA